ACAAUAAAGAACAGGGUACGAGGCUACUGCUGGUCCCAGUGAAGAAAGAACAGGCAGAGGUAAGGAGCCAGGAGAGGGAGAUGGGUGAAAGCGAGACUCAUGGGCUUCCAGAACGUCGUCGUCAGGAUGUCCAUGUUUGGGACUCGGUGAAGAAGACGGCUUUUGUUCUCGGUACUGGACUUCUCACCUUCGUUGCGUUCCGGAACACUCUGACAUGGCACUUGCAGCGGUUCUGGGGGGCUUCUGGGGACUUUUGGCAAUCACAAUGGGAAAGGCUCUACAGCUAUUACAAUGGCAAUGAACUGGCGUUGUUCUGUUUGGGCUCCAUGGUUAUUCCCAGCCUGUCCUUCUGGAUGUAUAAUGCUGUCCUAAUGGCAAUCGACCUGGCUGGAAAGCCAAAUUUUUUCACCCGAUAUCGAAUCCAACUUGGAAAGAAUGAUCCAGUGGACCCAGCUAGGCUGAAGCAUGCUGUGAUCACCGUGCUUUGCAACCAGAUCUUCAUCUCAUUCCCAAUGGUUCUGCUCAUGUACCCUUUCAUGAAGUGGUGGGGAAACCCCUGUGGUAUGGAGCUUCCCACAUUCCACUGGGUCCUCCUGGAGCUAUCAGUCUUUACACUUAUUGAAGAAACGCUGUUUUAUUACUCUCAUCGGUUGUUCCACCACCCCAGUAUAUACAAGCACAUCCACAAGCAGCAUCAUGAAUGGACAGCCCCAGUAGGAGUCGUGUCCCUCUACGCACACCCCUUGGAGCAUAUUUUUUCCAAUAUGUUGCCUUCAAUGGUUGGUCCAAUGCUGAUGGGAUCUCAUGUGACUACCAUUAUGCUGUGGUUCUCUCUUGCUCUGGUCGUCACCACAAUCUCCCAUUGUGGCUAUCACCUGCCCUUCCUCCCGUCCCCAGAGUUCCAUGAUUUUCACCAUCUCAAGUUUAACCAAUGUUAUGGCGUUUUGGGGGUUCUCGAUAGACUGCAUGGGACAGACUUGAUAUUUAAGCAGACCAAAGCCUAUGAAAGGCACAUCUUGCUACUCGGCUUCACCCCUCUGAAUCAAAGCAUCCCUGAAACCACCAAGAAAUCCAUGUAGUCUCCAGGAAAUUAGAAUCGAUGCUUCUACAAUAAACACUUUCCCCGUGCAAGCAUGACCUUUUUCAGCCCUAGCUUUAGAAGAGGAUUCCUGCCUACAUUGAAGACAGAAGUCACCUCCUGCUGAAAUCAGUAGGGUCCCUCAAAACGAUUAAUCUCCAGCAUUUUUGGAGACAUUUUUCGGGCAGGACGGUAAUUUAUUAUACAAAA
Messenger RNA from Spea bombifrons (plains spadefoot toad), 1288 nucleotides. RefSeq names its product fatty acid hydroxylase domain containing 2 (gene FAXDC2). Bases 81 to 1079 code for a protein of 332 amino acids. Lineage: Eukaryota; Metazoa; Chordata; Amphibia; Anura; Pelobatidae. Gene Ontology annotation, molecular function: iron ion binding; C-4 methylsterol oxidase activity. The record is from RefSeq and is a predicted model, not a curated record. Gene Ontology annotation, biological process: sterol biosynthetic process. The transcript has 9 exons.